UGUCAGAAACUCUCAUGGACCAGGAUUCUACAAAGCUGCAAGGAGAGGUGGAGCGACUAGCAGCUGAGCUGCAGGAGGCAAUCCAAGAGAAUGUCCAGGCAGCCCAGUAUGGGCUAGCUGUGCUGGAGGAGAAUGAGGAUCUCAAGCAACGCUGUGGAGAUCUGGAAGGUCAACUAGAGGUCCUACGCGUAGAAUUGGCCUGCAUGAAGGAGGCUUUGACAGAAUCUCAUAGCAGCCAUAAACGAGCAGCAGCUGAUGGGGAGAACCGGGAAGAGUCUCUACUCAGGGAAUCGGCUUCCAAAGAAGCCCAUCUGACUCAAACCAUUGAGGAGCUCCAAAGUGAAGUGAAAUUCCUGAAAUCCCAGCUUGACAAUACAGGGGUGGAAAGUGAACGGCUCAGCGUAGCUCUGCGAGACUUAAGGAAGGAGUGCCAGAAUCUGGAGUCUGAAAAAAACCAAUUGCGUGAGGAGAUGAAACAAGCUAAGUCACGGGAACUUCGGCAGUUGCAGGAUUGUGGAGAGCUUGAGGAAGAAAAUAUCUCCCUGCAGAAACAGGUCUCCAUCCUCCGGGGAAAUCAGGUAGCAGAAAAAGAAAAAGCUUCACUAGCUUCAGAUCUGCAAGAUCUCAAGAAACAGCUGACCAGGACUAAGGAGAUCUUGGCCCAACAGCAGCUGUGCAGCAGCCGUCAAGUAGAUCAGCUUCCAGCCGCAGAGGCUAAGCCUAGCGCUAAUAACGGUGGGGAUAGCCUGUCGCCCAAUAAUAGGGAAUGCUACCGUGAGGAGCUGGACAGGGCCCAGCGGUCAAUCCGGCAGGAGAGAGAGGCCGCCGCCCACUUAGAAGCUGAGUUGAGAGUUGCUAGGCGGAUUACCAGAGAGUGUCAGUCGCGGCUGGCUGAGACUCAGGAGGAGCUCCUUAUUUUUUCGGAGGAGAUGGCAGCUCUCUACCAUCACAUCUGUGCCUGCCACAACAUAACCCCCCACCGUGUAGUAUUGGACUAUUACAGGGAGGGUCGUGGUGUUAAAAGUGCGCGCAGGAGGCAUUCCUCCAGGAAACAUACCUUCACAGAAAUAGAGGCAACUAGCAGUGGAGACAGAUCGCCAUCCAGUAGCCCUGGCUCCCCAUGCGGCUUGGAGCCUCUUUAUGUCACUAAUCUGACCGAGAUCUUGAGAGAACAGCUGGGGCAUCUGGAGGUGGCCCUGUCCAUCGCACAUCAGCAGAGCCCAAUGGGGCACAGAGCUGAAUUGGAGCGGGAUAAAGAAGUCCUGGUAGAAGAGGUGCUGAAACUGAAGUCCAUGCUGAGCACAAAGCGUGAACAGGUUGCUACACUGCGCACGGUGCUUAAGGCCAACAAGCAGACAGCAGAGGCAGCCCUCUCAAAUCUCAAAGGACAGUUCGAAGGUGAAAAGGUGCUGGUAUCAGAGACCAUGAUCAAGUUGCGUCACGAGCUCAAGAUCUUGAAGGAGGAUGCUGCUACUUUUUCUUCCCUACGUGCCAUGUUUGCUAGCAGGUGUGACCAGUAUGUGAGCCAACUAGAUGAGAUGCAACGGCAACUGGAAGCUGCAGAAGAUGAAAAGAAGACGCUAAACUCCUUGUUGCGCAUGGCGAUCCAGCAGAAACUGGCGCUCACACAUCGACUGGAGGCUCUUGAAAACCCAGCGGAGUUGCGGGGCAAUAGGAGGAUACUCAGAGCAGCCAAGAGUAGUGCGAGAUGAGAUUAAUGGGAUUCGGUACAGGAUUUCUUGGUUAUUCGGGAUGCUCUGUGGAUGACAGGACUGCAAUUCUCUUGAGUAACCAAAAACACUCAGUACCUGCAACCCGCAGCCACUCAAGAAGGAAACUGGAUAAGGAGACUCUAGCCCGAACACGUGUCUUUAUCCCGCCGCCACCUCCUCCUUUUCCUUAUUGCCUUAAGAAUUCCCAAAGAUACACUUUCUCUCUAAAUAUUUCUCUGGAACUGUUUUGUCAAGCACCUGUAAUACCUUUUUAAAGGUCUAUUCCAAUAACAGUGAUGUCAGCCUUGAAUAAGGCUACACGCUUAAUGUUAAUUGAUUGAAAGAAAUUAUGCAAGGAUUGCCUUUUUCACUACUCUAUAUUUCCUUUCCCCUCCCCUCAUUGACCCACCAUUUAUUCUGCUUAUCUGUUUGUCACAGGUUUUACAGGUAAUUUGAAACAGGUGCGCAACUAAUGGAUCAAUGCACAUGUAACAAUGAGAUGUGUUGUCAGAUGAAGAUUGCUAGAAGCAAUUUUGCAGCUUGGAGCUAGGCAAGCCCCUGGUUUCCCUUAAAUAGAUGAUGUCCCCUGGUUUCUAAUCUCUUUUUAACUGCAAUCCAGGAAAUAAAUCUAUGCUUCAAAACAUUGCAUAACCUAAGGAAUAUCAAAACACUUUGUAGUUCUAAAUAGACACAUUUAUUUAACAUGCCAAAAAAAAAGAUUAUCCUUUACAGUUGCAUCCUAUUACCUGAUCUUUGACAUUUUUGUGCCUUUUCAUCACUUGUUAAUUCUAUUCUUAUUUGCAUUGUUCCAAAAACACCUACCCCAUCUUUGAUUGUUCCAUAAUAUUCCCUCCCUCCCAUUUUUUACAGACAUAAUGUACGGUACUUAAAGGAGAAGAGUGUUACUGAAAUGAAUGGAGGUCUAUAUUUACUGAAAUAUUUUCUGUUAGUUUUUUCCUGAUCACAAUGAGCCAGAAAUAAUGUUAUUUAUAUUUUGCAAUAUCUGAAUGUCAGAAAAUGUCUCAGUAAAAUUGUUCAUUUGGGAAAGUAAUAUACAGUAGAAUGGUCAAUCUCUAGUUUCCUGGCCAGUUUUCUCUGUGCUAGGAAGAAGAUGCUUAUAAUUCCCCCUUCCCCCUUUGGCCUGGAUGCAAUUGUUUUUGAAAGCUAUUUCAAAGAUAUUGUGCCAGGCACCGGAAGAAGGGCAGAGAAAGAUAUUUGAGGCUUUGUUUAAUUAUAUUGCCAGACAGAACAGUAUUGUGUAUGGUUGGCUGGUGCCCCCUUCCGGUGAAAAUUGAUGGGUUUUGAUUGAUGGGUCUUGACUAUACACUUGAUAACAAACAUUGGUUUUAUUGUUAAAUAAUAGUGUGUGAAAUUUUCCUUCCCUUCUUAACUGAAUGCUAUCUGUGGGAAUUUGAUAAAAGAAAGGGAGCUAAAAAUAAAAAAAUAAACACCAUGUCUUUGAAUAAAAAAAAAAGAAUGUUAAUAUAUAAAGCUUCUUUUGUGUUUCUCAAUAGAAAGUCCCUGUAGACUAGUGUGUCUUCAUCCCAUAAUAUGCAAUAAUAAAAGUAUGUAUUUUUAAA
Molecule: messenger RNA, 3292 nt
Organism: Thamnophis sirtalis
Lineage: Eukaryota; Metazoa; Chordata; Lepidosauria; Squamata; Natricidae
Source: RefSeq, a predicted model, not a curated record